Rangifer tarandus platyrhynchus (Svalbard reindeer) is the source of this 1995-nucleotide messenger RNA. NCBI's taxonomy places the organism in Eukaryota, Metazoa, Chordata, Mammalia, Artiodactyla, Cervidae. The record is from the annotation of a GenBank genome assembly.
ACCUCUUGUGUGAGCUCCUGCCCCCAAAGAAACGCCAUCACGAGCUCCCACAGCUCCACCCGAGGUUUCCCGCCAGGGCAGAGGAGGACGGGCCCCCGCAUGCCGCGAGGGCUGCCCCGGAGGUCCUCGAGGAAAGCGAGCGACGGGGGCCCGGCGCCGCCCUGUGCCGCCCCGGUGGCUUCCCAGAGCAACAGCCGGCCUGAGGACGCGGAAGCUUCCAGGGGGCAGAAACGCACCUGGGAGAAUGGCCCCCCCACAUCGGACAGUCCCAGGCCCGGAAAACGCAGGUUUCCUCUGCUGCCGCGCAGGCGAGGGGAGCCGCUGAGGCUGCCCGCACCCCCUGAGCUGGGUUUCCGAGUCACCGCCGGAGACCUGGACGCGGAGAAAGCAGCGGCGCUCCGGCGCAUCAACAGCGCGCUGCGGGAUGAGACCCCGUCCCCGCAGCCCUACCGUCCCUUCCCCGCACCGGCCGACCCUCCGGUCCCCGGCAGGGCUCCUCGGCCCGAGAGAGGCCAGAGGGAGUCGGCCUCCCCAGCGCCACCCACCUCUGGGGUCCCUGAUGUGCAGCAGCGCCGAGCCCCCGCCUGGGGCCACUCACCACACUGUGGAAACCCGGCAGCUCCAGCCCUAACGGGGAAUCCAACCUCUGCUCCAGGCCCCCCAGCUCCACCCACCAACUCCCCCAUGGGCACCCGUGCCAGCACCCAGCCGGCCUCGGCUGCAUUCCCAGCUGGCCCAGCCCCUGCCGCUGCCACCUGCGUGCCCCAGGCCGUGCCCAGUGCGGGGCCCCGCAGCGGGCCGCGCUGCCCAGCAGUCGGUGGAUCACGCACAGCCCCCUGCAGGCCGGGGGGCUCGGCCGCACCUCGGGGCGUUGGAAGUCACCCAGCUGUCCGUGCCCCGCUGUCCACUCGCAGGCCAGCCCACAAGUAUCCGGUGACUCUGCAUCUGCGCUUUGUCCGAGCGUCUCUGAGAUGGUGCUGUAUGAUCCCGCAGGCCCUGCGCUCCUUCCUGGGGGUCCUCACCUCCCUCUGCAGGCGACACCAUCAGAGGAAGGCGGUGCUGGGUGCUCGCAUCUCCACGAUGUGCCGCGGCUCAGCGUCCGCAGUGGGCACGGUCCCUGGGUGUGGUGGGCGCCAGCAGCAGGUCACCCCCGUGCCGCCCACCACACUCAGGUGUGCCCCGGGCUCCUGCACAGAGAAGACGGUGAGGAGCGCCCUGGGAGAGAGCGGGAAGGGGCUGGCCCAGCAGGAGGGAGACCCCGCAUUCAGACAGAAGGACCAUCAGAAAGGGGGUCCCGAUGGCUCUCGGGGUGCACGGUCAACAUUUAGGCCCUUUGGGGCCCGGGGAGACUUCUCUGCCUUCGUGCCCAGGCCUGGGCCUCUGCGGAGAAACCUCCACGCCGAGAGCUCGGUAGACACAUCCGCCGAGAAACUCCAGACCUCUUGUGUGAGCUCCUGCCCCCAAAGAAACGCCAUCACGAGCUCCCACAGCUCCACCCGAGGUUUCCCGCCAGGGCAGAGGAGGACGGGCCCCCGCAUGCCGCGAGGGCUGCCCCGGAGGUCCUCGAGGAAAGCGAGCGACGGGGGCCCGGCGCCGCCCUGUGCCGCCCCGGUGGCUUCCCAGAGCAACAGCCGGCCUGAGGACGCGGAAGCUUCCAGGGGGCAGAAACGCACCUGGGAGAAUGGCCCCCCCACAUCGGACAGUCCCAGGCCCGGAAAACGCAGGUUUCCUCUGCUGCCGCGCAGGCGAGGGGAGCCGCUGAGGCUGCCCGCACCCCCUGAGCUGGGUUUCCGAGUCACCGCCGGAGACCUGGACGCGGAGAAAGCAGCGGCGCUCCGGCGCAUCAACAGCGCGCUGCGGGAUGAGACCCCGUCCCCGCAGCCCUACCGUCCCUUCCCCGCGCCGGCCGACCCUCCGCCAGCUCAUCCGGUUUUCUCUCCAAACCAGACCCUCACCCUGCACAUCUGGGGGCCUGACUCCCCACCCCGCUUCUGA